Drosophila subobscura is the source of this 2302-nucleotide messenger RNA. RefSeq names its product gamma-tubulin complex component 2 homolog (gene t-Grip84). Gene Ontology annotation, biological process: cytoplasmic microtubule organization; meiotic cell cycle; mitotic cell cycle. The transcript has a single exon. Bases 59 to 2131 code for a protein of 690 amino acids. Gene Ontology annotation, molecular function: gamma-tubulin binding; microtubule minus-end binding. Gene Ontology annotation, cellular component: centrosome; spindle pole; gamma-tubulin small complex. NCBI's taxonomy places the organism in Eukaryota, Metazoa, Arthropoda, Insecta, Diptera, Drosophilidae. The record is from RefSeq and is a predicted model, not a curated record.
AGUGUGCGACUAAUUUAUUUGAAACUUUAAUGGAUGAUUGCUGUACCUUAAUUUAAUAAUGGAUUCUGUUAAUCUGAAUAAGAGUAUUGAGGAGACCGUACGCUUGGUCCUAAGCAAGGAGGAGCUGGAGAAGCAAACGCGCAUGAUUCAUGAAGUGAAGAGCAUUCCCAAGACGCAGUCGUGGAGCUUGCAGAGUGUGGGCGGCUACUUUAUGCCUACAGAGGAGAUUGCCAAGCUGUCACUGACUCGGCAGGAGCAGCUGCUGGUGCGUAAUCUUAUUUACGCCUUCUCGGGCGUACCCUCGUCGCACAUUAAGCCGGACGCUAACGUGGACCAGAUCGCAACGAUGCUGCAAUCGGGCCUGGCCUUUGUGCGCUUUAGAAUCGAUGAGGGCUUCAACAGUACCUUCCGAGCGCUGGCCAACGACUCGCUGGUCCUGAUCGGCUACUACAUCUGUGUGCAGAGCUACAUUGAGACCACCAACAUGACGGCGAGGUGCGGACGCACCAGUCUGUCCCUCGCCGCCGCCUUGACUGACCAAAUGCAGCAGUACUACGACCUGCUGGCCAAGUUGGAGACGGAAAUGCAGGAGCGGAAGCUUACUCUGAGGGAUCUGGUGCGGCAGGUGCGUCCCUGGAUCGCCACCCUGAAGGUGUUCUCCUCUAUGGGCCUCGUUGCCCGCGGCAAGAAGUCCAGCGCCCAGAUUCUCAACCAUUUGGAUGAGAUCUAUCGGCAGCUGAAGCCCAGCGAUCUGGAGCUGAAGGAGCUUGCGGCACAGGUCCUGGAGACCGUCAGCAGUGUCUACAUGAAGAUUGUGCAACUGUGGACACAGAAGGGCAUCAUCUACGACACACAGCGCGAGUUCUUUGUCGAGGAUUCGGAGCGUUCCAGUUCCAUGAGCAGCACCCUCCUGGCCCCGGAGCAGUGCUGCCACGCCUACUGGGAAAAUCGUUACACACUGCUGCCGGAGCGUCUGCCGGGCUUCCUGAACCCCCUGGCAGCGGAGAUAUUCCAUGCCGGCAAGUACCUCAACAUUCUGCGGCAGUGCAACGUGAAGCUGACCCUCAUGCAGGCUCCAAUCAAAUACGAUCCCAAGGAUCAGGGCUAUGUGGAUAUAAUUCGCAGCAGCUACGCGCUGCCGGGAGAGAAGCUGCUGGAGGUGCUGAAAACGGAGCACCACCUAAAGCAGCAUUUGGCCAAUCUGCACAGCUACUUCCUGCUGCAGCAGGAGGAGUUCGCUGAGGCAUUGCUGGCCACCUGCCAGAAGCAUUGGCAGAACAAUGUGGACCGCAUGAUACCGGAGAUGCUGCAGGGCUUGCUCACCGAGGCGCUGUUGACCAUCGACGAUCCCUUCAAGGAGCUGCUGCGCUGCCAACUCAAGGACUGCGAUGUGGCCACCCAGCUGCAGAAGCUGUUGACUCACGAGCAUGGAGAAGACGACAGUAAGGAGGGUAGCAACACCAGCGACGAAGGAGAGCCCCUCGAGGACCUAACUCUCUCCGGCUACGAGGCCUUUGCCCUGCGCUACGAGACCAAGUGGCCGCUCAGCCUCGUCCUACACUCCGAGCCGUUGCAGAAGUUGCAGCUGCUGCAGCGUGUCAUCUUGUUUCUGCGCUACGUGCAGCGCCAAUUGUCAGCGCUGUGGCAGGCCCCGACCGAGGCCGCCAGCUUCAGCUCGCAGAACGUUCGCUCCACUGCGCUGCGCCAACGCAUGCUGGGCAGCAUGACCAACCUGGAGCAGCACAUCACCCAGGACAUUGCGGAGCCGCGCUGGCAGAUGCUCACCUUUCUGGCCGACAAUGGCCAGCACAUUGACGAGCUGCUCGAGCGGCUCAACAUUACUUUGGAGGAGUGCCUGCGUCUGGGCCUGCUCUCGGGCGCCAUUGCCUUUGUGCGUUCCCUCUUCACGCUCGGCCAGGUGUGCCUCAACUUCUGCGGCGUCGCGGAGACUCCGCUCUGUGACGAAAAGGCCUUCGAUGAGGCCGUCUACGAGUACGAGACUGAGUUUGGCAGCUUCCUGCAGAGCAUCCUAGAACUGGUGCGGGAGCUCGCCAUCUCCACCAGCAGCACCAAAGAGGACGAGCGCCGAGCCUGCCAGCAGUUGCUGUUACGCCUGGAGGCCUACAACUAGCAGUUUUUUCCGUUUUAAAUUUGUUUACGUUUCGUUUAAUGUUUUUCGUUUUAUGUGCCACAGUAGCAUGUCACACCUUUGGUGGCAUGCCUCCCAACCUAAUGAUCUAUUGGUCAAACCCUUGCCAAAUUAGCCGUGCCAACAAAUUUUGUAAUGUGACAAGCCCCCAAA